Messenger RNA from Pimephales promelas (fathead minnow), 1713 nucleotides. The record is from RefSeq and is a predicted model, not a curated record. Lineage: Eukaryota; Metazoa; Chordata; Actinopteri; Cypriniformes; Leuciscidae.
AUGAACCAAUCAACUACUCCUAGUCCUAAUUCCUCUGGUCUAAGACAAGCCCAAAGUCCCUUCACCCUGGCAGCUAGUGGGAGGAUGCCCGAGGAGAGAGUGAACGACUGCCACUUAGCCUUGACCAAGUUCAUUGUUAAAGGUCUACACCCCUUUGCAACAGUGGAGUCCAACUGUUUUAGGGAUAUGUGCAGGGCACUUAACCCUAAAUAUACCCCUCCCUCCAGAAGUUACGUCAGUGACACAUUAAUUCCUUCAUGGUAUGGUGUUGAAAAGGCCAAUGUGAUCAGUGAGCUAAAGGAUGUCCCAAAGCUGGCCAUCACAUCAGAUGGGUGGACCAGCCUCCGGCAGGAUCACUAUCUCACAGUGACAGUGCAUUACACAAGCCAGGGCAGUGUAAAACAGAAGGUUCUCCACACCAGGCCAGUGUACAAAUCCCAAACUGGCGAAGUAGUGGCCGAGGAGAUCUCAGACAUUCUGGAAGAGUUUGAGAUUGAGCCAAUCAAGAUUGUAGCUGUAACUGUUGAUAAUGCUGGCAAUAUGGAUGUUGCUAUCAAGAAGCUACAGAUCCUAAAAAUAGGAUGUUUUGCUCAUACAUUAAAUCUGGCUGCACAGAAAAUUUACAAAAUUGCAUCCAUUGAUAAAUGGGCAGCCCGAAUCAGAGCAGUGGUUGUGUGGUUCAAGAGGUCCUCCAUGUCCAAAACAGUGUUGACAGAAAAACAAAACCUCCUUGGCCUUCCACAACACUCACUAAUCCUGGAUGUCAAGACCAGGUGGAACUCUCUAUAUCUAAUGAUAGAGAGAUUUAUGGAGCAGUAUCCAGCGAUCCAAGCAGCAGCCUUGGACCCACGACUGCGAAAAGCAUUGUCCAAGGACAACCUGGACCGUGUGAAAGAUGAGGACUUCCAUAAGGCUGAGGAGUUUGUCCAGCUCAUGAAAAUCCUUUAUACAUCCACAUUGUGUGUAUCAUGUGAAAAGAAUGCCACCUGUGGACAGAUCUUACCCAUCCUUCAAAAACUGGAAGACCAUUUUACUGUGAAGGAUGAGGAUACCAUGUUUGUGGCUUCAAUCAAAGAGAAGGUGUGGGAGAACCUCUCCCAGCGAUAUCAGAAUGAUGACAUUCAAGCUUUCCUGCAUGAGGCCACAGCAAUGGACCCUAGAUUCAAAGGGAGGACAGUCAGUGAUGCAACUUGGGACAGACUGAGGAAGAAAGCUGUUGACAGUGACACUGUGACAGGACCAGCAGGGCUGGAACAUACAGAUACAGAGCACCAGCAAAAGGAAGAGUCAUCUGAAGGAGAAAGUGUGGAAAUGGAGACAAUUCCUUCAUUGCACAAAACAAGGAGUGCCUUGGAGGAGCUGUUCUCAGAGGAGGACAGGAAAUUGAGGUUGACCAUCCAACAGAAUACCUCGGCCCUCACCCUUAGCGAACGUGUUGACCUAGAGGUUGAGCUCUACAAAAGCCUGCCUCCCAUUACUAUGGCUGAAGAUCCUGUGAUGUGGUGGUGGGAGAAGAGAGCUAUUCUGCCCCUCCUCACAAAUGUUGCAACAAGCUACCUCUGUGCUCAAGCCUCCUCCACCCCAAGUGAAAGGGUGUUUUCAACUGCAGGGAACACAUUAAGCCAGGAGAGUUGCACAUCUGAUGGUACUGCCACUGUAUCCGUCAGACUCCGGGGGAACAAGAUUAAGACGCCGCCUUCCCUGUCCACCUGA